AUCAAUAGACCCCGUCAUGCUAUUUUCAAUACCAGAAUAUACACACACAUAGGGUGUGCAUAUAAAACAUCAACUGGUUCUAAAGGAGAUAAUCACGGACCGAUCAAAUGGCAUUUGGGAAAUAUUAACUUUCGGAGAACGUAAUUCUUGUAUCUCACCUAAAGAAGGAAUAACACUGCAGAAGGGCAUCGCACCUGUCACAGAUCGGACAUAAGCAGCCAUUCAGUUAAGAUGGUAUUUACCGUGUUACUGCUGAUGUCAGCAGCUUUUCUGGCUCCUGUCAUUGGACAAGAAAUCAAGUUUCUGGAACAACAAACUUCAGGAAUAGAUGGCAACUUGAAAGUUGCACUUACAAAUGGUAUUCUUGAAAAUACGCAAAGAGGUACCUACAUUGGUCAGCUGGUCGCCUAUGUAGAUGGACAAAGCAACUCCAACAUUGUCUACAGUAAAGAGAUAGGGGGAGACAACUACCUGGAUGUCUCGCCAACUGGCGAAGUGACCACUGAUGCCCCGCUGGACAGAGAGCUCAGUAAUGCCAACACCAUUCUCAUCACGUUUAUUGCAACCUUCGAAACUGUAGAAACCAGAGCGCCAAUCAAGAUUAGUGUACUUGAUAAAAAUGACAACAUCCCAAUAUUUGAGAGGACUGAAGGCUUGGCCGUAGAGGUGUCUGAGGAUGUUGCAAAUGGAACGAUGGUCUUCAGUAACAUCUUCGUUUCCGACCUUGAUCUAGGAUGGUAUGCUCAAAUUAAAAUGACCUGCAUGGUGGUGCCCAACGACACCAAGAGCGCCGAGGCAUGUGACACGUUUGGACUUUCAGAGACACCUGUCAACGAUCCCCAAAAUCCGGACUUAAAGGCCCAGGGCUUUAUUUAUGUGAAGAAAGCUCUGGAUUAUGAGACACAGAAAGAGUAUACCAUGACAAUCUCAGCAGUGGACAAUCCAGAUAAAAAGGGAGGCGGUGUUUCUCAUCCAGUGACGGUCAACAUCGCGAUCGACGUUUUUGACGAGCAGGAUUCCCCGCCUGUUUUCAGUACGAACACAUUGCGAGCAUUCGUACAUGAGCAUUCAAUGGUGGGCAAGCGUCUGUCGUCAGUAACUGUGAGAGAUGGUGACCGAGGGAACCCACGUCUGCUGAACAUUUCGAUCAUUGAUGUCUCGGGCAACUCCGCUGACCUGUUUGACCUGUCCAUCACAAUGGAUGCUGCCACGAGGGUCUACACUGUGGUAAUAGUGGUCAAGGGUGAUAUUGACCGUGAGACCUACCCAGCCGGUCACUCAUUCAUAAUAAAGGCAAUUGAGAUUGAUGAUACCACUGGCCUACUGACGAACUCAAUGGCGGAGGUUACUGUCGAAGUGACCAUUGAGGACAUCAACGAUAAUCCACCGAUAUUUACCAAGAACACGUACAAUGUAAACCUCACAGAACCCAUAGCCAAUGAUGGCAUAGUACCAGGAGUCACCAUAGAGGUCUCUGAUGCAGAUGUGACAAGGACAGCUGAUGGUUUGAGUUAUUCGACAUUCAACGUGAGCAUAAUUUCGCAGAGCAGUCCCCCUGCCUUCCAUUUGAACAACGACGGUGGAACCCGCAAGGCCAGCUUCAAUCUUGUCAUAGAUAACUACAUGAAUCUGGACUACGAAGUUCCUGCUUACCGAACAAGAGUUGUCGUGAUUGAAGCUGUCGAUUUCAACAACAACAGUUUGUCUUCUACGGCCGUUGUCAACAUCAACAUCAUUGACUAUAAUGACAAUGCUCCAGUUUUUCUGCAAACCUCGUACUCGGCGAGUGUGUCCGAAAAUGAACUACCAGGAAAGACUGUUCAGACCAUUAGAGCCACAGACAGUGAUAGCGGAACCAAUGCUGCACUCACUUACACCUUCGUAGAUCCGAACAUUGUUAUGUUUAACCUCAACCCAACCACAGGGGUCGUGACCUUAGCCCAGCAGUUGGACUAUGACAAUGGAGCUGUCCAGUAUGAAAUGACGGUGAUUGUGUCAGACGGAGGAAAUCCCACCGAAACGGCGUCUACCUCCCUCCUUGUAACCGUGCUGAACUACAAUGAUCUUCCACCUGUCUUCCAACUGUCGUCUUACAGAUCGACCGUUACGGAAUCAUCAACCGUAUUCCUCAUUCCGGUUACCGUACAGGCAAGUGACCCUGAUGGUUUCGCAGUAACCUACAGCAUCGUCGGGGGCAACACUCUUAACAAUGCCUUCCGGAUUGAUCCGAACCUCGGUGUCCUGUCACUCAUCUCACAGGUCAACUACAAAGACACACCUGGUCAAAACGGAUUUUUUAACCUAAAUGUAUCUGCCGCUGACAGUGGAAACCCGAGUCAAGUGUCCUAUGUCACAAUCACGGUAGAAGUCAGAGACGAGAACAACGCCAAUCCCACAUUUCCCAAUACCAGCUACAAUAAAACAAUCAGUGAAUCAGUGGCUACUGGGACCACUGUACUGCAGGUUCUGGCAACAGAUACUGAUUCCGGCACAAACGGGGAAUUAACCUACUCCAUCACUGUGGGGGCAAAAGAUGACUUCAAAAUCAAAUCAGACACGGGAAUCAUAUACGUUGGAUCUAGUGCAACGCUGGACUAUGAUGACACUGCCGCCUAUACCAUCAGGGUGGAAGCCAUUGACCGUGGCAGUCCUCCGAGAACCGGAUCCACCACUGUCUACAUCACAUUGGAAGACGCCAACAAUAAGAGUCCGAAGUUUGACAUUCCACUCUACGUAGAGAAACUUGAUGAAACUGAACCAGUCGGUACAUCCGUAUUGAGGAUGAAUGCCACUGACCUCGAUUCCGCUAGGUCCAUUCAAUAUUCAAUCAGGCUGUCCACCAUUAUUGCUUACCAAGCCAACGGUCAACAAGUUGCCACCAUCUUUGACUACAACUACAGGCAAGCUUUUCGUAUAGAUAGCACAUCUGGUAUAAUCUAUACCAAUGCAACUUUGGACUUCGACAAAGCCUCACAAAUCCAAUUUAUAGUUGAAGCUCGGGAUGUUAAUGCGACACUGGAACAAACGGCCACAGCAACUGCUCUCAUAUAUAUCCUACAAGAUGUGGAUGAUACUCCGGAGUUUGACGCACCGUGGACAAAAGCAAAUCCGUCCUACAACCACGUUAUUCCUGAGGCGAAGUCUAACUUCACUUACAUCACACUGAUCGCCUAUGUACCCAGUACCAAGGAGCAAAUCAGAGACUUCCAGGAGGUCCCGGGAACCGACACGCAAGAUUACUUCGUUGUUGAAAGAACCACAGGAAAGGUGCUUGCCAACCGAGAGAUUGAUUACGAGACGUUAGAUAGGAAGAUCUUAUCUCUGACAGUGCGAGCAACAUCUCCCGCCGGCCUAUCGUCAAUAGCCAACAUCAACUUCCAGAUCCAGGACAUCAACGACAAUGCUCCAAUGUUUUUGCAACCCAACUACACAUUUACCGUAUCGGAAGGCAAACAGUACCCAGAGGAAGUCGGUAACAUCAUGGCGUAUGAUGCUGACAGCAGCAGUAACGCCAAUAUCUCCUUCAGUAUCACAGGGACAAACUCCAGCCAUUUCACAAUCUUCAUGGUGGGAAACAACAUGCGAAGCGCCACAGGCAUAAUUGCAGUAUCCCAAAACACUAUCCUUGACUACGAGACGACUCAGCAGUAUAAUCUCGUCCUUCACGCCCGUGACAAUCCUGAUGUCAGCCGAUUUGACGUGUACAAAGAAACCUCCAUAAAGUUAACCAUAAGACUGACUGAUAUCAACGAUCAAAAACCUGUUUUCUCGCAACAAACUUAUAAUUUCUUCACCGUGGAAACAUUUGGUGGGUCCAACGUGAUUGGUCAGGUAUCGGCGACCGAUUUAGAUACAGGUAGCAAUGGCCGGGUCACCUACAACUUCGUCAACGCUACGGCGAUAGUGUCCCGAUAUUUCCAAAUCUUCCCGAACUCUGGAAAUGUGGUCACUAUGACAUCACUGGAAGGGGCGUCGGUCUACGGUUCGUUCUACGUCAAGGUUCGGGCGAGGGAUAGCGGGACUCCGUUCGAGUUCUCCUAUGCUAAUGUCUACAUCAACGUGAGCAGUGGACAACUGGACAAUGGUCAGCCGAUCUGGUUCCAGCCGGCCAUCGGAGCGUUUGUUAACAUUUUGGAGCAUACAGCAAUCAACACAAACAUAUUCAAUGCAUCCGCAUCGCCACGAACCCAAGGCGCCGGAAUCCUUUUCAGCUUCCUGUCAAACAGCCAGGACCUGAACAAAUUUGCCAUUACACCACAAGGACAUAUCACCAUCAUUGGUGACAUCGAUCGCGAAGAAAAGGCCAUUUACGACUUGAUCAUCUUGGCCACUGAUUCGCUGAAUUCGACCCUCCAGGGGACGCGACGUCUGACCGUAAGGGUCCUCGACAUCAACGACAAUCUUCCCUCAUUCCGGAGCUGCCCUGAUAAAACAUAUUUGGAUGUGGUGACCGUCAGUGUUCGUGAGAAUUUGAUAGCAGAGACGUUUGUUUACCGCGUCGAGGCAUGCGACUUGGAUGUUGCUCCAAACAACAAUAUUGAAUACAGAUUCAACUACGAUGACAGCUCAUGCUUUCCCAAUGCCACUUCUCCGUUCACUUUGAACUCUGCGACAGGCUGGAUUACAACCAAUGUAGCUCUGAACCGCGAGCUUGUUCCAAUGUAUCGCGUCUGUGUCGAAGCCAGGCCUGCCUUGUUUGGACGCAGGAAGCGUGCCACAGACGAUACGGUUCAGAAAAUAGAUGUAAUCGUUCUGGAUAACAACGAUAACGGUCCAGUGUUCCUGACUAAAGAUAUCUUUAAAGCCAUAUUUGAGCUCCCGACAGCGGAGGCAGUCACUCAGCUACGAGCAGUGGAUCCAGAUUCGUCCUUCUUCAACAAAGUGCGUUAUUCCAUCACGGAGAUCUUGUUUGAAAAGCCUGGACGACAGAUACAAACCUACGGGGCUUUCAAUAUUAACCCGGACACUGGUCUCGUGACGGUCAACUUCCCUACCUACAACGCCUUCACCUCUGGCUACUUCAAAAUCUCCGUCCGUGCUGAAGACAGUUUCGACUCGACAAUGUUUGAUACAACGCAAAUCAUGAUUUUAAUUGCUGAAGAAGUCUCCCAAAUUCGUGUUGUGACUGAUUCAAAUGACAAUUUGGACAUCGCAGACAAUGUUGCUCAAAUGAUCAGUGACCUAAACGCAGCUGGUCUGGUCACAUUCCAACAAACGCAGAUACGGUAUCACAAAGAUUCCUCUGGAGCAGCCAUCCCUUCAAAAACUGAUGUGUGUAUGCUGGCAAUCCAAAACAACAAAGUGUUGGACGCUUAUGACGGACAAGCCAUGCUGGAAACAAGGGAUGGAAUAAUUCGUAACUAUGGCUUCAGGGAGAUCGGGUCCUGUGAGCCUUCUACAACCAGUGACCUUGAGGGUUGGUCUGUCUUCUGGUGGGUCCUGGUUGCCUUCGCCAUCUUCAUGUUCAUCCUCAUCCUUAUCCUGAUGUAUGCGAUCUUUGCGCUAUACCGCAAUUACAAAAGUUUUAUGACUACAAGACAACAAUAUUUGGUGCAAUAAACAUCAUCAAUGACCUUGACCUUUGCUGUCAGCGUCAUCGUCCCCAUGGAGAUUUAUCCAGAGUCGCGGAGGGAGGCUCACAACGUAAAAACAUCAAGUCUGGUCUUCUUACGGAAAAUGAAACAUAACGUUUGUGCCAAUAUUUUUCCAAUUUGUGAAAUAUCUUGGGAAUAUUAUUUGAUUUUAGAAAAUCUCUGUGGAUAAAUAAAUACAGAAAACAUGAAAUACAUAUUGGGAUAUAACACUUUCCAAAAUUGUCCGCGUCCGACAUGGUUACGAUAUUGCAGUAACUUUAUAUGGUAGAUGUUGACAUGAAGCGGGAACGUCUGUCUUGCCAUUUGACAUGAAGUGUGACAUUCGUGAAUCUCCGAAUGACGUGAUACAAAGACAAUUGAUGUUUUGGACAAAAAACGUCUAGACGUUUGGUCGUUUCUUAAUACUGAGCUAUCUGGCAUCGAAUUUGGACAGUUGAGGGCGACCCAAACAUUUGAUUUGGUCGAGGGAAAACUACAAGACAAGAAACUGUCCCUGACUUCCUACGGCCGUUCCAGACGUACUUCAACCAAUCCGGUUCCCUGAGACGUAUAUUGAUUAAAGCCCAGUUAAAAUGCCAACCUACUUUUGAAGUUCGAAAUAUAAAAAAGGAAAGGCUGCAUUGUCUCAGAAAUAAAACAAUGGCCGACUAAAAAUGUUAUUUAAAUGUUAAUCUGAAGUUUGAAAUGAAAAUGUCGUAAGAUUUUGUUACAUAACUUCUAAGAAUUAACCUGGAGUGAUUCUGAGCUUGUAUCAACCUUCUCAUCCCUAAAAUUCUUCAUUGGAUUCUACUGUCUAAUGUUUUAGGGUUCUGCUAUGAUGGAUUAUGGGGAUGACAGGAUCAGAUGCGGGUUAUUUUAUUUUACUCUAUAUGUUUUUGUGCGGUAACAGAAUUUUUCCAGUGAUAAGCCCGGGGGUCGGGGGACUAGAGGGGGAUGCAGGGAGUAAGGGGUUGAGGGGAUAAGGUGAAUAUUUGAAUUUUACACCAAUUGCAGGAGUAAUUUAUUUCCAGAAAUACUCCUCUCUUUUUCUGUUAAUCUGUUUAACAAAAGGGUGGGCUUAUUCUGAAGCAUGGGGCUUAUUAGUGGUAGAAUGUGUUACAUUAUAUGUUAUUGUGCUGUUAUUGUGUGUAUUGCUCAUCUUAAGUAACAUUGUUUGUUCUAUAUAACUGUAUCCAAGUUAUGCAAGUUUGUUUGUGAUAAACACAUUUUUUUUUGUAUCGACAAACACCGAGGAAUGAAAGUGGCUUUAUAUUUACAAAGGUAAAAGUGUAUUUUUAGUUAGAGAUCUAAAGUUGUCUUUUGAAAGGGCUCAAGAUGUUUCCAAGGAUUUGAGUUCACACUUAUAAGUUUCCUUAGUACUUGUAUUUAAAAACAAUAUACAUAUUGGUCAAUACAUGGAUUUCUAAAACUAUAAAAAAAACUUAACUCAAUUCAUAAUACAACAUAAACCUGUUUAAAAAGGAUUUUUUCCUGCAUAAUUCUUUCAUUACAGACACCUCAAUAACUGAAAGUAAUAAGUUCAAUAAAGUAAUACUAUUUUGUUUUCGAUACAACCAAUUUUUUUUACUUUUUCAUAUUUCGAAAAUUAAGGUCGAGCGUAAUUUAUCAUUAUUUACAAGGUCAGCAUUUGAUUAAAUUGUGACCUUUGACCUGUUGUUGAUGAUCACUAUGUGUACUUGAAUGUCUCACUAACCAGAUUGAAGAACAAGCUCUGCAACUUACCACAGCCUGUGUACAUAAUUCAUAUUCAUAUCCAUAUUUUAAAAUAUUGAUGUAUCUAUGCAUCAAAACUCUUUCAAGGUCUUUCACUUGACGUUUUCAAGGUCAGAAUGUCAAAUUAAUUCAUUUUGUCUAGAACGAGAAUUAAAAUAAUUAUUGAUUUUGGCAGUGGUUAAGGUUUUGAAAUGAUUUUAUUUAUACUAAGAUUAUAGAGCAUUGGAGAUUCAUACAUAUUCAUCAAAAUACAAUUGUAUGCAUUACGAAAAUGUAACGUGCUUAUAAAUAACAAAAGUGGAAUUUUGAAAGAUGGAUAGGUACACCCCAAGGUCAUUGCUAUUUGGAUAUAAGCUGAGGAAAGAGAUUUUAAUGAUAGGGCUUUUAGUUAAAUCUGGAAAAUCAUCAUGGUAGGAAGUAUACGAUACUUGUAUAUGUAAAAACAUCCCCCAACGCUUACUCAAACGUGAUAUAGAUGUUUCUGUGUAUCUGUAUUUUUAAACAUAUUUAUAUACCUAUGUUGUUACAUACCGUAUGUAAGAGAUCAGCCUGGACCAUAUAUGUAUAAAUGAAAUGCCUGCUUUUCAAAAAUCAU
Molecule: messenger RNA, 7902 nt
Organism: Mizuhopecten yessoensis (Yesso scallop)
Lineage: Eukaryota; Metazoa; Mollusca; Bivalvia; Pectinida; Pectinidae
Product: cadherin-23-like
Exons: 45
Coding region: 232-5559 (1775 amino acids)
Biological process (GO): homophilic cell-cell adhesion
Cellular component (GO): plasma membrane; cell-cell junction
Molecular function (GO): calcium ion binding
Source: RefSeq, a predicted model, not a curated record